Molecule: messenger RNA, 507 nt
Organism: Phytophthora nicotianae INRA-310
Lineage: Eukaryota; Oomycota; Peronosporomycetes; Peronosporales; Peronosporaceae
Exons: 3
Coding region: 1-507 (168 amino acids)
Source: RefSeq, a predicted model, not a curated record
AUGCCAGGCCUCAGAGCUGAGGAACUCCCGUCAGAGAGACUCUCGGUAGGUAAGCAGAUCGCGUACUACUUGAGGCGCUUCGUGACGGGUGACACGCGAGGUCAAAGAGUAGCAGUGGUAAUGAGUGUCGACGAUACUCCUGGAAACGAGCUACCAGUAUCGCUUGACGCUGGAGACUCGCUGCUACUCACAGUCUUCAUGCGUCGAAGCCACGACGUCCUGGGAAACGAACUAAACCUAGAGCACGUCAAAUGGCGCAAGCUAGCAUCCUGCCAUAUCGAGCGUCUCCAACGACGCAAUUGCUGUUACGACGGCCUCACACUGCGUGAUGAGAGCGACCAGACCCCGGCUGCGGCCUCGGUGGGUCCGUGUGUGAAACAGACCCCGUCGCCAAGGGCCAGUGACUAUGUCGACGCUUCCAGAGCUGCCAAAUCAGACGCAAUGCGCACAAAAAACGCUGCAAGUAAAUCAAGCGAACGAGCAGCCUGCCCGCGUGUGUACACCUGA